AUGGCAGCACCACAUUCAGCGCAUCUUCCCUGCGAGUUGAUGUUGACACACGCGUCGGUGACGUACAUGUGCCGAUUAGGGCAAGAACGGAUACACGUGGUGAGCGCCAGGCCACUGUUGCAUGUAACGAAGCCAUAUGGAACUCGGGUUUGCUGGAACAUGUGCGCCGUCAAGCACAACCAUGCCAUCUGUAAUUAUUUGUUGGUAAAUCGCAAACUCUGGGGUCGACCCGUUGUCCAGAGCCAAAAGCAGCACUACAUGCAAGGCGAGAAUGGCACUCUGCUGGUUGGUUUGGUCAUGGAUCCAAUGUUUGACUGUCGUCGGAACGUUGCUGCCAGGGUCCAAUAG
Molecule: messenger RNA, 348 nt
Organism: Prorocentrum cordatum
Lineage: Eukaryota; Dinophyceae; Prorocentrales; Prorocentraceae
Source: the annotation of a GenBank genome assembly